GUUAAAGAUUUGUCUGUACGCAUCCUCCUGUGCCUCGCGCUGUGUCGCUGUGGCGUCGCCGGUCCGGUCGGAGCGCGUGAAUCGCCUUUGAGCCUCACAGGAACGACGUGCAACGCGCUCGCGCGCUCCCUGCUCUGGAACGUGUCCACGGUGCUCGCGAUGGACCACUUGUUCAGCGGGUUCGACUGCACACAGCAAAACGCAAAGGUGCACCUCAGGACGCAAACGGUGGCUACCUGCACCCCGCAGAACGCCGACUGCGCUCACAGCACUGUCCGUAAUAUUGAUGAGAAUGAAUGCCUGAAGAGAAUUCUAGAAGAUCUCCACUACUAUCGGGAAACAUUUCAAGCCUACUCGAACCCAGAGCUCACCAAAACCGUCGUCAGAAGCAUUGAUGACCUCAUGCAGAACUGUUUCUCUGUCUCUGUAAUGGACAACUCUCCGGCAGAGGUGCCCAUGGAUCAUCAAAACUCUUUUCAAGAGCGACUUAAGCUGUGCAAAGUCCUAAAGGGUUUCAACCUUCGGACAAUAACAAUAAAUCGAGUUUUCAACUACAUUUUGGCAAAAUAGCAAGCUAGCAGUUGUCGCCGGCCGAGUCAUUUUAGUUUACUGUUUCUAAAAGGAAUGAUUAUUUAUUAUUACGUUAUUUAUUGUAUUUAAGCAUUAUUUAUUUACGCAGUAAUUUAUGAACUUUUGAUUUGUUUCUUGCUGUUUUAUUAAA
Messenger RNA from Rhinichthys klamathensis goyatoka, 721 nucleotides. Its product is annotated as interleukin-12 subunit alpha. Gene Ontology annotation, biological process: immune response. Gene Ontology annotation, molecular function: interleukin-12 receptor binding; growth factor activity. The transcript is spliced from 6 exons. Lineage: Eukaryota; Metazoa; Chordata; Actinopteri; Cypriniformes; Leuciscidae. The annotation marks the transcript as partial. The record is from RefSeq and is a predicted model, not a curated record. Gene Ontology annotation, cellular component: extracellular region.